UUUGUUACCAACACCAUCACAAAUUCCAAUCCCAAGCAGCUUUGUUGGAGAGUAAAAGCAGGGAGAUAUAAAAAUGCCUCGGGUAACAACAGCAAUUAUGAAGCUAAGUCGAAAAUGUAAUUCAAAUCUCCUCAAGAUUUUGCAGUCCGAGUCAUCUCACGAGCUUUCCUCCAACCGAUUCAAGAAUGAUAAAACUGAACCAUUGGGAGAUUUUGUGGUGGACUGGGAUUCUCCUCGUUCUGAAGAUGUGGUUUUGAGAAAGACGUGCAAUUCAGGUGAGGAACUUGCUGUUACUGCUUUGCUUGGUGAAGAAACCAUUGAAGACGAUGAUAGGCUUCCCAGGGAAGCUUUGAUGAAGGUAUGCAUUAAAAAGCCUGGAUUAAGCUCUAUAUUGCAAUUUGACUGUGGAGUUUUCAGUAAAGGUGAAGAUGGCAUUGAGUUUAAUAUCCGUCAUGCUCACUAUCUCCCGUCAACAAGCAGUUUGGGGUCUUCACUUUAUAGAGGUCCCUUAUUUAGUACUUUGGAUCCCCAGUUGCAGGAUGAACUCAAGCAAUAUUUAGUGACAAAGGGGAUUGGAAAAAGCCUCACCAACUUCCUCCUCCUGCACCUACAUAAGAAGGAACAAAAUCAGUAUGAGAACUGGCUGGAGAAAUUGAAAGCUUAUAUAGCUCAAGGCCAAGAGACUGAUUCUUAGGCAAUUUAGAGGAUUAGAUUAAUGUGCUCAUGUUGCUUCUACAUGCACAAUGUACUAUUGUUGGACAAAACUUUGACAUUGAUUGUGAGGCGGUUUGGCUCAUAUUAAAUUGUGACUUGUGACC
Messenger RNA from Daucus carota subsp. sativus, 818 nucleotides. RefSeq names its product mitochondrial acidic protein mam33. The record is from RefSeq and is a predicted model, not a curated record. Lineage: Eukaryota; Viridiplantae; Streptophyta; Magnoliopsida; Apiales; Apiaceae. The coding region runs from base 74 to 694 and encodes 206 amino acids. The transcript has 3 exons. Gene Ontology annotation, cellular component: mitochondrial matrix.